Molecule: messenger RNA, 4427 nt
Organism: Hemibagrus wyckioides
Lineage: Eukaryota; Metazoa; Chordata; Actinopteri; Siluriformes; Bagridae
Gene: dbpa
Product: D site albumin promoter binding protein a
Exons: 4
Coding region: 787-1848 (353 amino acids)
Biological process (GO): regulation of transcription by RNA polymerase II
Cellular component (GO): nucleus
Molecular function (GO): RNA polymerase II cis-regulatory region sequence-specific DNA binding; DNA-binding transcription factor activity, RNA polymerase II-specific
Source: RefSeq, a predicted model, not a curated record
GAGAGGUGACGUCACGAGAGCUCGCCCGUGUUCGUUCCAGCUGACCGUAGCCGCGAUUCCGAGCGCUCGUUUCACUGACUCGGAGCAGGCGGUGGUUGACAACACCAAAUAAAUAACGACAGCGUGACAAGGGAGGGGGGAAAAAAAGAGAAAAGAAACGAAAAACAGGAAAACGGUGCAGCAGAUCGUCCCUGUACUGAGCCUUGUUAUUAAAUGACAGCUGGAGUAGUGGGGCGAUAUAACGGUUGAGGCUUUCUGUCGGUUGCGCGUCUAAAACCCCGACGCACCGCUGGCUCUAAUGGACGCCUGUCGUUUCCAGCUAAUUCGCUGCUUUUUCGGGGAAUAUUUUCGUCCGGGCCCGAAGGAGCCCCAGCUCAAAUUGGUGCCAAAUGUCAGCAAAUAAGCGGACUAAGCUACGGCGAACACGUCAAGAGCUUCAAUUCGUUGCCUGCAACUUUUGUUGAUAGCAGAGACCGGAGAAGCGUCCUGGGCGCCAGGUUCAAAACGGUUAAAGGCUGUGAUCCUUAACAAGGAGAUGGAGCUCAGUGCUGCUGAAUAGAGACAUCCUUUCCGUCUGCAAAAUUUCGGGAACAUGGAUUGAGUGGAAAGCACUUUGGGAAAAGCAUUCUUGGAUGCGGUUUGAGGUGUAAACCCUCUCCUAUCAUCUUAUCAUCAAUGGUCAGCUGAGAGGGUUUAUCUGGACGCAGUUCCUAUCUAUCACUUACUGUUUUUUUUUUUUGGUUUAAUUUGGUAGAUUGUGAUAUAAAAGCCAAGUACAGUCAGGCUAUGUCCAGGCCUCUCUCUCAGCUUUUACCUCCUCCAGAUAUUCCCUCUGGAGGUAGUGCACAGUUUGGCCCUACUACUACAGCACCCAAUGGCCACUUGGGUUCAGUGGCCAGUCUAAAGUCUCUCCUCCAGCUUCCCAUUAAAGGAGACAGCAGAGGGAAAGACUGCUGUGAGAUGAUCGAUCAAGACAAACCGUUGGACUCUGAUGAGGAUUCAUUGGGUGGAAUUGGCAAUGGGGCCAGUGGCUCUAUGCGCAGUUCUUCCCAGACCACUUUCCUGGGGCCGUUGCUGUGGGAACGCUCUCUACCGUGUGAUGGUGGCUUAUUCCAGAGGCAGUUCAUGGACUUGGAGGAGUUCCUCACCGAAAAUGGCAUGGGGUGCAUGCCUCUGGGUAACACCUCUGGAGCUCAGGCCCUCAUCCCGUCACAGAGCAUGCAAUCAGCCAUUCCAAGCCAGAGCUCCUCGCCGUCUCCCGGCUCUUCCUCAGCAUCCUCCAUUUCUUCCCUGUCAUCUUCGUCCUCCUCGUCCUCGCUUCUGGGACUAGACGUGCCACAAGUCCCGACCCCAGGAAUGAUGGGGAGUCCUGAGUGUCUGCACGGUGGACAGGCCAUGCAGCAGGACCCAUCUCCCAGCUCCUCCUGCCCUCCUCCUCCAGUACCCAGCACCGGUGCCCCUGCGGCUGAUGUCAUGGUGAACUUCGACCCCGAUCCUGCUGACCUGGCCCUCUCCAGCGUCCCGGGCCAGGAAGCGUUCGAUCCGCGGCGGCAUCGCUUCUCUGAGGAGGAACUCAAACCUCAGCCUAUGAUCAAGAAGGCUCGCAAAAUGUUGGUGCCCGAUGAGCAGAAGGACGAAAAGUACUGGAGUCGACGUGUGAAGAACAACGAGGCGGCGAAGCGCUCACGUGACGCACGGCGCCUCAAGGAGAACCAGAUCUCCGUCCGCGCCGCUUUCCUGGAGAGGGAGAACGCGGCGCUCCGACAGGAAGUGGCCGACAUGCGCAAAGAGCUGGGGCGCUGUCGCAACAUCAUCAACAAAUAUGAGAAUCGUCACGGAGACUUAUGAAGGGGAGAAUUAAAGAAAGAAAGAAAAAUUCAAGAAGGAGAAGUAUGGUCUCUUAAAAAAAAAGGCAGUUUAAAGGCAGGGCUGUGAAAAACCAACACUCAGAAAUUUUAGCCCAGGUUUUUUUUCUAAACCUGCACUACUACACUUGCAAAUCAUGUUUCUUUAAACGUGUGGCAUCGUGCAUGGCUGCAACACACCGUUGCUAACAGAUCAGUGAUCCCAGUGAAAGGGAAUGCUCACAAAGUCUAGAAGAAACACUGUUCACUUGCUUUUUUGUUUUUUGUUUUUUGGACUGUAAUAAUGACGCGAAAUCCUAACUUGUGUAGAUUUUUACGGACUCGGUCUUCAGUGUUGCUCAGACUUUAGGAGCAUUUCUUAGUAUUCUCAGUAUUUUUCUUCUGCAGAUGAUGCUGGUAAUAUUUUCUAUGAUUAAUAAAAAACAAAAGACCUUGUAUAUUUUUGACACGGCUUUGGACAGUUACAAUAACGCAGAAGAGGAGAAUAAGAUGGACAAGGAGGAAGAGGAGGAGAAGACAGCACAAAGAUUUAGGCAGGAAAUUUGUAUAUUUUUAUACUUAAAGGUGCAGACAGGGAAAGAGAUUUUGGAAAUAAUUUUUUCCUCUAUAUUUUAUAUAUAUAUAUAUAUAUAUGGGUGGGUACGGGGCAUUUGUGAAGAAAGAGGGCUAUAUGAAGAUGUUUUUGAAAUCAGGUUGUUUAGUGUGGCUGAACGAGAACGUGUGAUGCUGAAAUGAGAUGAAUCACGCCAGGCUCUCACCACGGACAGAGACGUGUCAGAGCCACGCCGGCCGGCCGUAUCCAAACCGACCGCUGAAAUCCAAGCAAACAGCAAAAUAAGUGUUUUGAAAUCACAUGUACCUAAUUUUAUAUGUUGGAUUCCUUUUUUUUUUCCGGGUGUUUUGAUCCAGAUUGGAAAGUAAACAGGAAAAGGAGAAAGUCUGGACAUUACACCUCAUCACUACAUCACGGAUGAGGAACGGAUGUACAAACGAUUUUUCCAUGUAUAUAUUUAAUCGUUUCUAUUCCACAUAAACACACAAACCUGGAUUGCAUGCGCACAAAAACCAGACGUCGCAUAAUAACACCAAGUUAUUUCAGCACAGCGCUCCCUGAUCCUUCACGCUUCUCGUUUCUCUUCUUGAUUUUCUGAUUUUUUUUUUCCCGAAACAGUGGUUUGUUUCUUUUAGUCCGAGUUUAGUUGCCAGUGAGUGCGUUGCAUGGUAGCUCUUUUAUUUUGUAUACUGUAUGAUCAGCACGGAAAACUAUAUAAGAAAUACCCACAUGUUGUCCUACUUUUGGUACAGAUUCCUUGCACUAACCGUGUCUCUGUUUAAAUUGUACGAGAAAAUCUUAAUCUAUUAGAAGUGUUGGAUGUAAAAUUCCCAAGCUAUAUUCUAACAAAAUGAAUGCACCCUGAUACUACUGUAAAAAAAAAAAUAAUAUUAUACUAUUCUAUCAAAGUUAUAAUGAGCUGUAUGAGAGGAAACUAUUCUAUCACUAGAUAUGUCUGUAAAUAUCAAUAUAUGUGAAUAUGUGAUUGUAGAGGUAAUUUGCAUAAAUGUAGUAUAUACAGAAACCUAUUACUUCACACCAAGAAAAAAGAAAAAGGACCUGAACCCUGGAAAAAAAUACAACUUUUGAAUCUGUCCUGGUGCAAAUUAAUAUUAUAAAAUAAUUCAGUAAUAAUAAUCAAAAUAUCCAGGAUUACGUACAAAGCUACAGUUCCCUCAAGAACUAUUGGCACCCUUUAAGAAAAUUAGCAGAAGUGUAAACAAGCUAAAAAGCGUAACAUGUGCAAUAUGUGACAUUUUCAGAUUGUAAAGUUCAUUUUUAUUUUAUUUUUUUCUUCAAAAUGAUCUGUACCGUUUCAGUUGCGAUGUCUGACGGGACAAUGACAACGCCGAGUCUCUUCUUGUAACAUCUCUUAAGCUUGGAGACACGACCUAGACGAUCCUUUUGUCCCCAAAUUCAUUAAGUUUGUACAUGUGGACUUAACUUUCCGCUUCAGUUUCCAUAGGAUCCGAAUCCUGAGACUGAGAGGAUCAUUGCAACACAAAUUGCUUUCUUUAAGCAUUUCUGCAAUCUUUUUUUCUUUCUUCCCCAAAACCUUCUCCAUCUUCCUCACUGUGUGGGGUUGACAAUGUGCUCAAUAUUUCCUAGCAAAUAUUCAACUUUUUUUUUUUUUUCCAGACAUGUGAAACAGUUUGUCAUGACCCCGUGUUUAAUGAUAUUUCAACUGUUUUGUUCCUUUUUUCCGCCAUGGUAAUGGACGAAAAAGGGAUUUUUACAUGUGUGCAGCCUCAUAUUUAUAUCCCAGGGAAACAGGAAACGGUUCCAGGCAACAAGAGAUUUCCUGUGCCAAGGCGAAAUAUAACAUGAUAAUAUAAAUUGCCAUGUUGUAAUAUCAAAUAAUAUAAAGAAUGUCAAAUUGUUUGCAUUUAUAUAAAAUAUUCCUUUAUCAUUUUUUUGGCACAUGUAUCUCUGAGAGAAAAUAUUAUUCUUUGAGAAGAAGAAGAAAAAAAAAGUAUGUCUAAUGAGAAUUUUUUUUUUCUUUGAACAAA